AUGGCUGAUCGUCAUCGGAUUCCAUAUCAGACUCCACCAUCGAGCCCUUAUAGAUGUCCUUUAUCCAAAAGUCCUGAUGUAUCUCCGCCGAAGGGUGGUCCACCUAGGUCUCCCCAUCCAUAUCCUCGAGUUCAGAAGCCUUCAUCUACGUCUGGUCCUCGAGUUUCAUCGUCCAAGAGAGGGGAUCCGCCGAGGAGUUCUCAGGGUUCCCGAUAUGCUGUUAAUCGCCCUCCUGCGUCUCAGCGUGCUGAACCGACGAAUGUGUCGUCUCAUACUCCUCAAAGUGCUGAGCCGCUAGAUAUACAACCUCUUCAUUCUAUUGCUCCUACCACAAAGCCUUCUCAGAAGUCUACGGUCCCCCCACCUACUGCUCCAGUGAAGGGGAAAUCCGCCAAAGGUGCUGCGUAG
Messenger RNA from Papaver somniferum (opium poppy), 408 nucleotides. Its product is annotated as extensin-like. The coding region runs from base 1 to 408 and encodes 135 amino acids. The transcript has a single exon. Lineage: Eukaryota; Viridiplantae; Streptophyta; Magnoliopsida; Ranunculales; Papaveraceae. The record is from RefSeq and is a predicted model, not a curated record.